UCUCAUAUGGACUUUUAAAACAGUUCAUACGUUUUUAUGUCGUCUUUAUCUUAUAAAUCAUAUUUAUUAAAUAUUGUUUUACUGUAUUUACUUUAUUGUUAAUAUAGAGUUUGUGUAUGUUUAUUUUGCAUGACUUUCUUUUUUAUACAGACCUUUUAAAGUAUUCAGCAGCAUAACCUAUUCAAAUGAGCAUUUUUAAUAACUAAAAUGUUAAUCUUAAAAACAUACAAUCUAAUGUGGUCAUAAAUGUAUGCUCCUAUACAAAUGAUACAUAAUACAUUAUGUUCCUCCAUUUGUUUGGUUUCUUCAUAUUCUCUAGUUUAUUUUGCUGUGUUUAUACUUCACCUGCAUGUGGUUAGCAAACUGCUAUCAACUUGCUGUAACUUCAACUAAACAACUUGACAACAUUCUGUUCACUUUCAAAUAGUUGGUCUAAAUCACAAUAUAAAUCCAACAGAAUUGUGCUUUUCUGUAUAUGAAAAUCAAUGGUGUUAUGUUUAAAAUGUUAAAAAGAGCUCAGCUGGAGGGUACUGUAAAUCUAGUUGCUGAAACCUUCUAAGAAAAAACAUACCCACCAGGGAAUUUUUUUAUAGGUUACUUUUAUCAUUUUGUAUUAGCAGAAACACCCAUGUCAUACUGCUAAAGUAUAUAUCCAAUAUGUUAUCUUGUUUUGGAAGACACCCUUCCAAAACACAACUUAUACACACAUCUUAAAUGCGUGUUAAUACCAUUAAUACAUAGAGUUACUUAAUCACUAAAUCAUGAAAACAAUGGAAAUCACUGAUACAAAUGUUGAGCCAAAACCGAAAGUGGACUUAAAAUGGUAAUUGCAAUUGUUGCUAACUAUAAGUAAUAAUGAAUGGAACAGGUGUUGGCUAUGGUCCCAUGGUUCCUUAGGAUAUAUAAAGAACCUGCAUUACCCUGUGUAACACACAACAAAAUGGACAACGUAACCAUUAAUGUGUUAGACAGCAAAGGCAAUGUUGUCAUGCUAAUGGUUUCCAAGGACAUCGCUGAAAGGAUGCAAAAUGAUCAAAUGUUCCUUUCCUCUGUCAUGGAGAAAGUAUCAGCUGUUGAAACAAAAGCUCUCCUCAGUGGCCCAGCUUUUGCUGCAAAGCUUCUCCAACCUCCUAUUCCAUGUCCCACUACCUCCACUAGGUCGCCGGCACCCCUAAACCUCAGUUUUGUGAAACCACUAUCCACCAGCCAGUGCCCCAUUACUACCACUAGGCCCCCUGUACUACUUACCUCCACUGUCAAGGACCCACCACCUUCCACUCUGCAACCUGGUGCAGUGUGUGGAAACCCUUCAGCAUCCAUUCAACCUUCAUCCCCUUCCUUCCAGUCAGACAGGCAUGAAUCUCAAGAAAUAACACAUACAAUGACACUAUUUCUACUGGACCUUACAAAAACUCAUCAGCACCUUUAUUUUCGGAACAAAAUGGCAUUCUAUAAAAAAAUACAAAACUUAUUCUCACUAAAGGGCUACAACUUGUCAAGUGAGAAAAUUCGAAAAAAAACUAGCAACAUGUUAACUACUUAUAAGAGAGUGAAAGACAGGCGCCGUGCAACUGGGGAAGGGAAGAUCACCUGGGAGUACUAUACAGUAAGUUGAAGACUGCUUUACUUUGUUUCUGAAAUAACAUUGUCAUGUGUUACAAGACUGAAACAUUGGUCAUUUUCAUUUUACAUCCACCCCCACCAGCUA
Messenger RNA from Cyprinus carpio (common carp), 1708 nucleotides. RefSeq lists its product as uncharacterized. Bases 860 to 1615 code for a protein of 251 amino acids. NCBI's taxonomy places the organism in Eukaryota, Metazoa, Chordata, Actinopteri, Cypriniformes, Cyprinidae. The record is from RefSeq and is a predicted model, not a curated record. The transcript is spliced from 4 exons.